Dermacentor albipictus is the source of this 6687-nucleotide messenger RNA. Its product is annotated as RUN domain-containing protein 1. The record is from RefSeq and is a predicted model, not a curated record. NCBI's taxonomy places the organism in Eukaryota, Metazoa, Arthropoda, Arachnida, Ixodida, Ixodidae.
UGGUAGGUGACGUUGGCCGUGACGCUGUGCAGCCAUGACAACCUGAAAUAAAAGUAAACAGCAACAUAUUCUCUCCUUCGGGGUGCAGCAGGUCGAAACAUCUGUGCGUGUGCUGCAGGUUGCAUUGAGGCAUUUCGAGGAACGAUUCGUCUACCUUUUCCUGUAGCUCCCCAAGGAUCAUCCUUAAUGGAUACGCAGAUUAUUCAAAUGGAAUCGCUUUCCUUGGACGACACUGGUCGAGAGAGCCCAGAUGAUGACCGUCCUCCGGAGAGGUGGGCUCCUGUUGGCUCAAGUGAAAUCGAUGAUGCCUGGGAUGAUCCUGAAACAUGCAGCCUGUCGGAGUUUGAACGUCUGCGACAUUUGGAAGAAGAGCAGGAGCAGCUGAACACAUCACUGGUCGCACUUACAACACACUUUGCACAAGUCCAGUUUCGGCUGAGGCAGAUUGUGAAUGCUUCACAGGAGGAAAAGGAGGAACUGCUGAAAGAACUAGAAGAGUUUGCCUUUCGUGGAAUCCCAGACUUGCGGUCUUGUCAAACUGGAGUUGGCAUCUUGCUCUCAGAGACGGAACAAGAACAAGAAGAAAAGCUAGAGCAGCAGCGACAAAAACAGAAGGAACUCAUUCAGCAAUUGAAGGAACAACUCGAGGAUCUUGAGAAAUAUGCUUUUGAGACGGGUGAUGCAGGUAUGCCAUCCAGCAUGCUCCUAGAACGACAGUCAGUCAUCAUAGAACAUCUCAAGGAAAAGCUUCCACUCAAUUUGGAUGAAUUGGAUCUCCUUGAUCCUGAUGACCUACGGAGAAAAAUUGAUCAAGCCGUACGGGAGAUGGUCAACCCUGUCAAAAUGAAGGAGCAGCUGGUUUCACAACUGAAGACCCAGAUCACUGACCUUGAAAGAUUCAUUCAGUUUAUUCAAGGAGAGGGAUCGGAUGGAAAGCCAAGGUGCACAUGCAACUGUCCAGUUCAUGGCAAGCCGGAUACACUCCACUCUGAAACGUCUUCCGAGUGCUUUGCUUCGACAAGGAAAUACAAGGACCAACUUCGUCGAGCACAUAAGGAGAGCCAGGAGGCCCAAAACAAGAUCUUGCGGCGCAUGCUAGCACUGCUACACAUGUUUGCGUUGACCCAGUUUGGCUGCGGGCGACGAAACUUCCAGAGAAAUAUUAUGAAGCGGACACCAAAGGGAAAUCAUUGGGGAGAUCUGCGAGCAUGUCUCGAGCUGGCUAUCAACCAGGUCCUCGAGCUCGUGGGAAAGCAGGAGUCACAGUGUGUGGACAGCGACUACACCAGUGAUUCUGAAGAUGCACCUGCUGUGCUGUGUAAUGAGAAACUGACUAGUGCUGUCAGAAAAGAUCUGGCCACUGCCCUACGUGACUUGAUGCAGCAUGGAUUGAUGGAGAUUGGCCAGAGCAGCAGCCUUGUGCCCCUGGGCUGCUUCACCUUGCGGUCUGCAAGCGCACCCUCGCUGCUGCAUGCAUGGGACCUCAUCCUCAAGUAUUACGAGAUCAAAAAUGGUGCGCAGUACAAUGCUUCACCAGCGCGCAAGUUGUCGGAAAGUUUCAACUUGGACAUUGUUGCCUCGACAAUGGAGACACCAAAGCAUGCUUUGCUGACAGCAGUUCACAGUAUCAUAUCAAGUCAUACACCACUGAAGCGCAGCUAUGAUUCUCACUUCAAGGCAUUUGUGUGUGCAGCCCUCAACGAAAAGCGGCUAGUUGCCUGGCUAAAAUUACUUUUCAAGUGCAUACCACUUGUUGAACGCUAUUAUGUUCAUUGGAGCUAUGUGCGGAAAGCAGGUUUUGAUGAUGCCCUACGGUCUCUUGACCGGCUAACAGGAUUUGACUUUGAUCUUCCUGUUGACUUGGCUGUUCGCCAACUGCAGAAUAUCAAGGAUGCUUUUUGAUGUGCCACAACUCCUGUAGGGGAAGAGGUGCCACUUGUCUUCGAGAUGAACUUUUAUCUCCCGGCAUUGUGCUGCGAGGGCUAAUGUAAGAGGCCAAGUUCUUGUUGAAAAUCAUUGAAAAUGUUCUUUUUACUGUGAAUAUGUCGUGUAAAACAAGACAAAUGUGUUCAUGCAAUGCCUUGGAGCUGCCAUGGAUGUAGACUUAAACUCCACAGGCUUCCGCUGUGAGGUGUGCCGAUUUUUAUGUGUGUAGCAAUGAGUGUAGCUGCUCUAACUUUGAGGGGAGUUCGCAGUAGGGGAAGUGCUGCUCUCUCUUUAAACUACAUUUGGCCAAAUGCAUGACAGGAUUUGGUCUCUGACUCUACAAUAUCCCAUUCUAUUCUAUAUGGUCUAGUCAUGGAAUUAUCAUUGACGAGUGGCAACAGUUAUGUUAGUUGAUGGUUGGUAGACUGAAAUGUAAUUGAAAGUGAGUGAUAGUCAAUUGAGUGAUUAGGGGAAAGCUUUACGGCAUAGCUUUCUGUUACAUGUUUAGUUAAGAAGCAAAUAUGUUGACAUUGCAGGCUUGUUUAAGAUUGCACAAGGCAGCUUUUAGAAUUACAACUGAGGGUAUCAUGUUUUCUUUGUUGAUUUAGAAGUAAGUGCCAUACCCCACACAUCUUUUACUCCACACAUCUAGUCACUUAGGCUAUCUUUUUAUCUUAUUUUAAUGUAACUGCAAGAAAGUGUGGGCUCCAUUGUAUCUAGCGUUGUCGUCUACUGUUACUUUGAACACUGGGUAAUGAAGAAGUGUCAUCUAUUGUAUUUGCAGGAAAGGUACGCAUGUCUUUCAAGAAACAAUUGCAGUAGUGACAGGUAAAAGUGAAAUUGCGGACAUUUUAUACCCCUUUUAGACAGACAUCUCGAACACAUUUGAGAUGACGCGCUUAAUUUGGUGGCUCUUCGAAAAAAAUAAGGUAACUGUAGGUAGUUGGUAGCAUGUGAAUCAAAUGAAGGUAACUUUUCUUUCUUUUUUAUUUUUUUGCUUAGCAGUGCACACUACUCAUCAUAUUCAAGAUUUUUUUUUUUUUCGUAUGUUUUUGAAGAGGAGCCAGUGUGGCAAUACUCCGACCAUCACCAGCCUGACAACUGUCAGUGUACAACUGCUAUUUGAUUGCUUUAAAAUUGGGCUUUGAUUUUGGUAGCAGUGGUUUAAGAUAUCCACUAGUAAUGAGAAAAAAUACUGUUGGUUUGUUCAAAUAAUUCACAGUGAGUCGGGUGCAGCUGGAACUGCAAUACUGCACUUUCAGACAUAUGAAGUGGCUGUGUCCUUUUUGUUUCAAAAACUAAUGCCGUUGUUGAAUCUUGUUUGGGAUUAUAGAUUCAGAGAGACACGUGAUAGGUCCUGCUGAGCAAUAGGAUAGUGAGCACUCAAGUUUGCAUUCAAUAGGCCGUAGUUGCUCAAGGUAUGUGAAAUGUUUACGAAAGUGUUCUACGAGACAAAAAUGUUCAGUGAAACAGCAUCUUGGCACUUAUUUAUAACAGGCUUGGAUCCAUACAUUGUGAGCAGCCAUUAGUUUAAAACAAAUUUCACUGUUCAUUCUCCUGUUCACCACAUCUGUAGGUUGUGGGUUAGAAGGUGAUAAGGUAGCCACGUGGCCAGCUUUUGCUACCUGCUAGUUUGACCCUGACAUUGGCAAACCGGCUGCUGGUUUUCCUGUUCUCUGUAAAGUGGCACAUUAUAAGCUGCAUCCCAAGUGCUCUAUCUGGUGUUCAUACAUAACAGACAACUGAAUUGUCGGCAACGAAUUUGUUCCUAACUAACUCCUUAAACUCUUCUUAAAUUCUUUAAAGCAUCCUGUAUUUUGUUGCCAUCUAGACUUCCACAUAUUGCUGUGUUGUUCGUAUGGCAUAAAUAUGCCUUUUGAAUAUAUUAUUUGCUACCACAGUAUGAAGAUUUUAAAAGUGUACCAAAUUUUACAUCAAAGGUUUUCAAUACACUUGAGUCAUGUAGAAUCGGUACAUCGCAUUUUCUUUUCGUUUUGUUUGUAUUUUUCUAAACCAUUGUUUUACAAUGCCCCCUUAACUAUGGUUAUCUGGUCUGUUUAGUUUUAAGUAUUACCUUCUGAAUGAAUGUGCACAUCUUACCUGCAGUCAUAACUUAGCCUGCAUUACUGUUUCUUUAGAUCCAUUUCCAGCUGUUAAAGAACACUACAGCAGUAACGUUUCUUCCUUUUUCAGUUUGAAAUGGAUCUUACAUUACAGUGAUACAGGCUAAGUAUCAGCAGUAGUGCAUUUUCAUCUAUAAUGCCAGAUGUUUAAGGUUGUAUCUGGAAAAAAAAUGAUCAACAUAGAUGUUGAUCAUUGGAUAGACAUAUAAUUGCACAGGUAGCCACAUUAUCUCUCUCUCUACAGAGUUGUAUGUGCAUGGCACGCUGAGUUCAUCUUGGGCAAACUCUAGGUUAGCUUGUUACCAAGAUGGCUGUGGCCACUGCAUUCUUCAAGUGAGUAAAUUUCUUUAAAUUAUGCUAGUACUAUGUUGUUCCACGCUUAUUUUGUGCAGCAAAAGCUCGACAGUUAGUGCUGCUAUGACCUAGUCGGUAGAGGUCUUUCAAAACCUCACAAACUUCAUUUUAUCCUUCAUAGAAUUGACAGGCUGGUGCGCAUAGUCAGUAUUGCUUCUUUGGAAAUAUCAGCCGCUUAGCUGGAAUGGGCCUUUGUUUGUCACUUAGUAAGCACUGUAUUCACGAAUGUGCCUAAUCAUGAUGCUUUUCCUCAAAAGGUAUUGUUGUUCCACGACUAGAUUAGUUAAUGAGCUUCAACAACACACACCUUAACAAUUCCACAUUUUGAUGGGAUUCGAAUGCAAACUUAGGUGCAUGUUAAAGACGUCCAGCUGGCUGAAUUUAAUCCGGAGCUCCCCACUACAGAUGGAAUGUUGGUUUGGAACAUUGAAACUAAUAAUUUAAUAAUAGGUGCGUUGUUGGCUGAUUGUGAAAUUGUACAUAAGUAGUUGCAGAGAAGCAUUACUUAAUUACAGUGGUAACUACUACGUUCACACAAGCCUGCUCUCCAUAGACAGGCAUUGAAGAGCUGAGGGACUUCUGUGAGUAAAACCAUCAUCUCUGGCCUCUAAAGCCAGGGACGAGUCUGUCUUUGCUUGCCAUCAAAACUCUCAACUACUUCAUGUGAAACUAGUGAAACAUCUGCGGCAACUUGUGACUGUCCUAAUCUCUUCAUCUGCUUCAGCCACUUCAUAAAGGCACAAGAACUGGGUUACUUCUAGCAUUUUUUGUGAACUGUGUGAUUCAAAUAACAUCUUAGAGCAUACAGGGUGUUUUGACGAACGUUUUCAAAAUUCUUUAAUGUUGCCUGUGGCAAAUAGCUCGAUUCUAGUUUAUGAGCCGGUCUACUCGAAGCGGCGGACACUGCCUGCAAGAAAAAUUGGAAUGCAAAAUCGAAUAAUUAAUGAGGAUUCAUUAAUUAACUUUUAAGCUUAUUAUCUUAUGACCCAUAUUGCAAUUUACAAAUUCUAGCAGUAAACUUCACAAGGCAGAUCCACUUGGAAUGAAUUCUCAGGACGACACCAGUUUCGAGACAUAAAAUCCCGAACUUUGCGGAGAAAUGCAUUGCUGUUCCAGUUAACUUGUUUACGAAACGUCAUUUCAUGCACUGAAGCACACACGUAAUGGAACUCCAAUGCAUUUCUCCACAAAGUUCAGGAAACUGGUGUCAUCUGGAAAAUUCAUUCCAAGUGAAUCCGCCUUGUGAACUCCACGGCUAGAAUUUGUAAAUUGCAAUAUGGGCCAUAAUUUAAUUAAUUAGAAACUUAAUUUGUGAAUUUUUAUUAAUUCGUCGAUUUUGCAUAUCAAUUUCUUGUGCAAGUAUUGUCUGUCGCUUUGAGUAGACCGGCUCAUGAACUAGAAUUGUGACAUCUGCCACAGGCAACCUUUAAAGAUUUUUGAAAGUGUUCGCUGAAACACCCUGUAUUUAGCAUGCACUCUUUGCACUGCUGAUGACUGUUUUGCAGUCUACUUCAAUUGAAAAGUAAGCAUAGCAUCAGCCGUUUUUGAGCCAAUACAAACUUAAUUGGCAUGAUAAAUUAUAUGUGUUCAACUUCUCCAAGGAAUUAAGCAUGCAUUGAAGUUUACUGUACUAUAGCAAUAUAGUACCCACAGCUUCAAGACGUUCAUUGUAUAUUAUAUAUUGAAGAUUGCAUUGUACCACAAUUUUACCCGACAGCAUGAGCAGUGAUGUUUUUGCAUUAAGUGUGUUCUGUACUAGUAAAUAAUGUUUACACAAAUGUCUAAUUCGAUUUCUUGUGCAUAACUGCUCAAGUUCAUGAAGAUAUCUUGAAAUGAUUGAACUUCUAUGCUUAUUAAACAAGCAUGUGGAAUGUGAAAGCACCAUGGUGUAACCAUUCCUUGAAAGGUGUUUCACUGCAUUUGAUGUUACAGAGGAAGCAGUGUUUCGGUUGGCAUUCUAAAAACUGUUUCAUUUCUUUAUGUCAUUAAUGUACAUAUUGGAUAAUGAUGAGUUUUGAAAUCAUCACUUGUCUAACUACUUAAGGUUAGAGUUUUGACUUCAGUGUGUUGUCUAUAGGAAUUACAUAAUCAAUUACAAUCUAAGGUAUGUACAUUUUGUGUUUAAUGGUUACUUAAUUGCUACGGGGAAAAAUAACUGUUGAUAGCAUACAAGAUGUUGACAAUGAUUGCAUAUCUAAGCUGGCUCAAGUUUGGUGUAUGUGCACAUAUGUUAAAAUGUAACCGUGUAAAAUAAACAGGGUUUGUUAAUAAAACGUUCAAUGUG